Molecule: messenger RNA, 666 nt
Organism: Ectocarpus siliculosus
Lineage: Eukaryota; Phaeophyceae; Ectocarpales; Ectocarpaceae
Source: the annotation of a GenBank genome assembly
AUGGGUUCCCCGAUAAAAGACGUGUACCUCAUUGCCUACAACCUCGCCUGCGCCAGCGGGUGGAGUUACGUUCUCUUCGCGUGUGUGAGCCAUAUCCUUGCCGGGAACGAGCCCCAGGCGCUUUAUGACGAAGUGGAGAAGGUGCUGCAGAUCGUGCAGACUGCUGCGCUGAUGGAGGUUCUGCACGCGAUGCUGGGAGUGGUCCGCUCCCCUUGGGUGACGACCCUCAUGCAGGUGAGCUCGAGGAUCAUCCUGGUGUGGGGCUUCAUGUGGGCAGUACCGUCCACCCAGGGGCAGCUGGGCUCCAUGCUGUGCAUCACAAGCUGGGCGUGCGUCGAGAUCCCGAGGUACCUAUUCUACACGUUCGGCGUGCUGAAGAGCUCCCCGUUCCCACUGUUCUACCUGCGGUAUUCCCUGUUCGCUGUCCUGUACCCGACCGGAAUCGCGGGCGAGGUCAUGACAAUGCUGGCCGGCCUCCCGGACCUGAAAAAUGCCCAGGACACCCUACGGCUGGGCGUGGGACCCAUUUCCGUCUCCGGCUACAUCGUCACACUUGCCCUUCUGGCCGUGUACGUCCCGGGCGGACCGUACAUGUACAUGAACAUGGUGGGCAACCGGCGUUCCGCCUUCAAGAAACGGAACGCCGGUGCCUCCAAGAAGGCUUAA